AGAAAUUAUAAAUUGCCACGUUAUGGAAAUUGCAAAUUCCUAAUACAGAGAUAUCACUCAAUAAUUUCUAUCUAAAGUACAUAUUAAACUUGUUGCAAUCAAAAGGGAAUAGCCAAAUUGUAUUAAGGAUCAUAUUUUAAUUAGAAUUUUUACUCACAGCCAAAAUAGCCAAAGAGAAAAUUGAUACAGCCAAUCAAAGACUUUAGGAAUUUCAUACUAGUAUAUCUUUUAAUUUUAUUCUUUAAGCAUCUUAAUCUACAGGACUUUUUAAUGACUAAGAUUAUAAAUUGAAUUCUAUACUCUCUUAAGUCAAAGACGAUAUUAGUUAAAUACAUAUUCAUCUUAAUUAACUAAAAACUUAAUUGAAUAAUGAUUUAAAUUAAUCAAUUUUUGAUUUUGUUUAGCAAAAAGCAAUGAAAACAUCUGAUUCAUUUAAAAAAGUACAUGAUUUCAAGAUUUAAUAUAUAGUUGGUAUAGAGCCAUACUUAAAGAAUUAAAUAAUAGGAAGAAAAAAGGAAUAGAUUAAAUGGAGAAAGGGAUAGAGUAAUCAAGAGAGUAGGAUUUAAUUAGAAAUAUUAAAAAUUGAAUGAAAAUGAAGAAGAGACUGAUCAUUAAACAAUUUAAAUGUUUGAUUAAAAGUAGAAUGAGGAAAAAUUGGUUUCUAUGCAAAAGAUUGAGUCUAUGUUAAAUGAUAUUGCUGGAGUAUUCUAAAGAGUAGGAACUAUGGUGAGAUUAUAAGAAACUAUGAUUGAAAGAAUUGAUAAAUAUACAGAUGAGGCAUAAGUUAAUAUUAGUAAGGGACGUAAAGAAUUAUAGGAAUCACAUAAAAGAAUAAGUUCUAAUAGAGGUUUAAUAUUAAAAGUCUUUUUAAUUUUGUUUAUUUUUGCUUUUAUCUACAUAGUAUUUAUUUUGUGA
This is a messenger RNA of Paramecium primaurelia, 915 nucleotides long. The record is from the annotation of a GenBank genome assembly. NCBI's taxonomy places the organism in Eukaryota, Ciliophora, Oligohymenophorea, Peniculida, Parameciidae.